This is a messenger RNA of Linum trigynum, 1848 nucleotides long. The record is from the annotation of a GenBank genome assembly. Lineage: Eukaryota; Viridiplantae; Streptophyta; Magnoliopsida; Malpighiales; Linaceae.
AUGGGCAUUGAGGUUGUUGUAGCAUCGGAUGUGGCUCCUCAAGUUCCAGUUCAGGCUGUGACUGAAGUUGUUGACAAGUCAAUUCUGCAUGAGAAGGAGAAUGGGAAAAUGGGUAAAGAGUCGGGACCAAAUAAGGCCAUCAAAUUCGGUUCUCAUGAAAGGGAGGUAGAGAAGGGAAUUUCUGAUGCAGAUGCCGAAGCCCGUAUGAACGCUUCUGCUGAUUGGUCUGAUGUCUCUCCUGAUCCUCAUGUUUUCUACUUCCCCAAGAUACAGAGGGUCGAGGAUCCCAAGUAUAGUCCCCAAAUCGAUGAACUUGUUAAGGAGAUUAAGAAGAAGAAUGAAGCUUUUGCUCGGGCUCAUGAUCGUGCGAGAACAAAAAAGGAUAAGAGAUCAGAGUUGAGAAGUGAGAAAAGGGAUUUAAGAACUCGACUCUCAGAAUUACAGGAAGCCAUGAGUGGGAAGAAAAAUGAAAUGCAGCCUCUGCAGCAGGCAUUGGGGAAACUCCGAAACAAUUAUAAUGGUGGUAUAUGCUCAUCAGAGAAAGAGCUAGAUGAAGCUAAACGCCGCUUGGAGUACCGCAUUCAGCAUGAAAGCAUCCCGUUGUCUGAGGAAAAGCAACUAAUCAGAGAAUUAAAACAGCUAGAGUUAACAAGACCAAUUGUUAUUGCCAAUGCUGCCAUGAGAGAGGAGAUUCAGGAAUCAUUGGGUCAGAAAGAUGCCAUACAAGAUCAGGUCAAACAUAUGAAUGUUGAUUUUGGUGGAGCAAAGAAGGAGCAUGACGAGACGUGGAGUAAAAUGAAGGAACUGACCUCAAGAAUUGGGGCUUUAGACAAAGAGAUUGAUGUUAUCGAAGAGGAAAAAACAGCUAUUGCAAAUAAGAGGGAUGAGCUUUAUGAGCGUAGAGAUAAGAUACGGGCACAAAGUGAAGAAUUGAACGCACCGUUUUAUGCUUUGACGGUGAUCCUGAACCGAGCAAAAAAUCUUGCCGACAAGGAGAAGGAUGUAAAGGGUGUUCAGCACCUUGCAAAUGCAGAGAUGGAGAAGUUUAUGUUGCAAUGGCGCAAGAAGGCUUUUAGGGAUGAUUAUAAGAAGCGACUUGUAUCGAGCGGGUCACUCGACAGACGAUCACUGACCCUGGAUGGUCGAAUUAGGAACCCGGACGAGAAGCCGAUAGCGGUAGUCACUAGACUGCCACCCUCCCAGGAUGAACCGUUGGUCAAGCCCCCUAAACCUGCUGCGAAGAAGGAAUCUUUGCCUGCCAAAACGGUACAGAAAAAGACAGAGCAACUCGAGGAAGUCGAAGAAGAGGUGGCGGGAUUAGAGAAGACACAGGAAAAGAUUUCACCACCACCGGUUGAUCCAGCAAAGUUGAAGGAAAUGAAAAGAGAAGAAGAAAUAGCGAAAGCUAAGUUAGCCAUGGAGAGGAAGAAGAAGUUGGCCGAGAAAGCUGCUGCUAAAGCUGCCAAGAGAGCAGAGAAAGAAGCUGAGAAAAAGCUCAAGGAAAUUAUUACAUUUUGUCUUCUUUUGCUGAUUUCAUAUGAACGGGAGAAGAAAAUGAAGAAGAAGGCCGGAGGGCCUGGAUCGAUGAACGAGGACGAAAAAGCGGGUGAAGAAUCUGUUGAGGGAUCAGAACCAGAAGAAGCAAAAGGGGCUGCUGUCCCUGCCCCUGUUAAAGAGCAAGUUAAGAGGGAGAAUCCUGUCAGGUACAGGAACCGCCCGAGGGGAACCGACUCUGUACCCAGAGCUCUUCUGAAGAAGAAGAAGUCGACCAACUACUGGCUGUGGGCUGCUCCUGCUGCCGUGGUAGCUGUUCUCUUGGCGUUCCUUGCGUACUACUAUCUCCUCUAA